Molecule: messenger RNA, 2108 nt
Organism: Rattus norvegicus (Norway rat)
Lineage: Eukaryota; Metazoa; Chordata; Mammalia; Rodentia; Muridae
Product: RIKEN cDNA B430306N03 gene
Cellular component (GO): plasma membrane
Source: RefSeq, a predicted model, not a curated record
GGGGAGGAGAAAUGAGCAUCCUCUUACUUCACUUUCCUCAGGCUUUCUCAGCCCUCAGCCCUGGCCUUAUGAGGCAGGAGAUCACAGAGUCUCUGAGAGCCUUUACCUAGUUCAGUACAGGGACCUAGACUCAAAGCCUGUAGCUGGAGGAUACACAGGACCACACUGGCCUUGCCUAGCUUCCCUCUUGUCCACAGCUUGUCUCCGGCUUCCUCAGCAGUUCAUGCAGGACUGGCUGUGGUGGCUCCUGAAUCCUGCCCAGGACUGCUCUCCUCUCUUUAGAGCAUCCCUCCAUUCUUGCUCCCACCCUAGCUGAGGAGGAGAACUGAACGAUGGCCUGGGAGGCCACAUACCUGCUCUCCUCAAUGCUGCUGCUGCUCCUGGCCUCAGGCUCCUGGGCACAGGACCCAGAGGUACUUCAAACACUGGAGGGCAAGACUGUUUCUGUGACAUGCAAGUAUAAUCCUGGAUACCACUUCUAUGAGAAGACCUGGUGUAAGAAAACAUCAGAGGACACUUGUCGACCUUUAGCGUCGAGUGUCAGCAGAGGUGCCAGGAAGCUAAGAUUCUCCAUCCAGGAAGAUUCUUGGUUCAGCUUCUUCAAUGUCACCAUGACUGAGCUCAAGACGGCCGACUCAGGCAUCUAUCACUGUGGGUUCUUUGGAAAUUAUAGAAACGUCAUCAAUAUUCUCAAAACUAUCCGCCUGGUGGUGUCAAAAGCUUCAGCCCCACACACAACCACCCGGAUGACGACAGCCCUGGCCUCUACCCACAGCCCUGUCAUUGACAGCUCUCCAGAUAAGCCGAUGUGGAAGGUCAUCAUUGCUGGGGUGGUUGUGGCCACUCUGUUAGCGCUUGGACUUGUCAUCCUUGUGGUCCUGUACCUAAAGAAAGCUCGAGAAAAAGCCCAGAACGUCGGGAAUAAAUGUCACCAUAUCUACGAGGACUUCUCAGGCCAGAAGGAAGAGACCACUAACUUUAAUCAGCAGGUCCUCUCCAGUGAGGACACUGAGAACAUCUGCUAUGCCUCUCUCAUCCAUCUAAACCACGUGAGCCCUCAGGACUCCCAGUACAGGAACACCCAGCCCUCUGGUGACCUGAUUCUGUCUGUGGAAUAUGCCAGCAUCUCUAGAAAUGGACUCGGGUCUUCCAAGUCAAACGCCCAAGAGGUGGAGACCAGGGACUGAGAGCUGAGCUCCCAGGGCAGCGAGCACGUAGGUGCGCUACUGUCCUUGUACAGGAGCAACUUCCUACAGCUAAGAUGGCCUCCAACGAUGACGGUGGACACACUUUCUUCAAGGAAGUAUGUGUGGAAGGCGGCUGGGCCAGUGGCUCUGAGUGACUAACUUUGUUUCCUUGUGUGGCCAUCACUUCCUUCCUCACUGGUUCUUGAAAUCUAGGUGGGUUGCGUAAGUUCCUCAGGAACUCUAUGCAAAGUUCUGCCCAACCCCCAAUCCCUCCCCACACCGGCCUGGCUUCUAUUUCUAAAACCACCCUGCUUGGAGAACUCUGGUGACCUUGCCAGGAUGAAUACUGAGACGUGGGCGGUGCCCAUCCCUGACCUAUCUUCUGAGGUAUUUCCAAUCAUGACAAAUACGGAAGCUUCCUUGCCAUAGCUAGUCACACAUCUCAGAUGUCAGACUGUGUCUGGGCUCCUCGGACUUCUAAAGGACUACCACCCACCCUGCUAACUGUGUCUACCCGUCUCCCUGCGGCAUCUAAGACCACAUGCACCUUACUGAAGAUGUGGCUCCGUCCUCAGCCUGAGGCUCCAUGGGAAUGUAGAGUGUUCAACCCUAUGAGGCAGACACUCGGCGAGACAGAGACAGGGAAGGAAUGGGAUGCUCUGAGUUCCUAUGGACUCUGCUUCACCCUGAGUGCCCAUGUCCUCCUCCUACGUCACAGAUGUGCCUGGGAGAGACAGGAUGUUGACUACCUCCAGCCUCACAUCCAACUCAGUCUUGUCCCUGGGUUAUUGGCCUCUGCUCAUGGUUUCAGUUGACCUGUGGUCCUUCGUGGCUCCUAACAGCGCCUUUGCUCUUGGGCCGUGUUUCAGUCUACACUGUCUCCUGGAAGCCCACUUUUUAUUGUACGUUCCUUGAAUUGUU